This is a messenger RNA of Enterobius vermicularis (human pinworm), 1197 nucleotides long. Lineage: Eukaryota; Metazoa; Nematoda; Chromadorea; Rhabditida; Oxyuridae. The record is from the annotation of a GenBank genome assembly.
AUGAAUUCUGAAGAUGAAAUAAUUGUAUUUUUCAGAGCCGGAGCCAGAACUGCUUUUACAACAGCUGGUAUUAUUUCUGGAAUUACGACGCUUCUAAUCCCAGAAGCAUUACAAGUAUCAUUCUGGCUUCUUGUAGUAUUACGUGCACUACAAGGUGCCACAUUUGCGGUCAACUACAUUGUUAUUGGAUCUUUUGUCUCCAAAUGGUCUUAUUACAAACAGCAAGGACUCUUCGUAUCGGUACUGGCAGCUUCAGCUCAACUGUCUCCAACGAUGACCAGUGCAGUUUCCGGACCGAUGUGUACAAACCUUGGAUGGCGUUCAAUUUAUUAUUUUCACGGAAUUCUUACCGAAAUGAUUUUUAUAAUUUUUUUGAUUUGUUAUCGCAAUCAACCGAUAAAGCACCCGUUGGUUGGUGUAACAGAAGUGAACAAAAUUCAUACCAAUAAAAUAACAUUACCAGCGAAGUCUACACCAUACUUAUCCGUUCUGAGAUCGUUAUCUGUUUGGGCUAUAUGGAUUGCUGCUAUCGGAAAUUUCUUCCCAACUUCACUACUUUAUCUCUUUUCAAUGAAUUAUUUUCAUGCUAUUCUACAUCUCGACAUUGAGGUUAUGGCUAUUGUCAAUGCAAUUCCUACUCUUCUGCAGUUUUUCUUGAAAAUUAUUGCUGGUUUUUUGAGCGAUAAAAUUAAAUGCAUUGGAGAUACGGGAAAACUUCGAAUUUUUAAUACUAUAGCAUUUUUUGGUUCAGCAGCUGCUGCGGCUGCUUUGGCUGGUGUCUCGCUUCAGAAAGAUCCGAAUAAAGUGCUCUGUAUAAUACUUUUGACGUUACUUGUUGGUCUUCUCGGUAUUUCAACUGGAGGUUUUGUAAAAGCUGCACCAUUAAUUUCUGGUAUAUAUGCACCGUUUGUCACCGGUAAUAUCUCAUUGAUAUUUUCGUUAUGCCUUCUUGUGGCUCCGUAUAUGAAACUACAGUUGGCAGCUGAUGAUACCAAUACUCAAUGGUCUCUAGUACUUGCUAUUUGCUCUUCUGUUACUGCAAUCAGUAAUAUCAUAUUUGUAAUUACUAUCAGUGGAAAACCAAUAGAGUGCAGUCAGCAAGCAGGUGCAGUGGUUGCUCCUGUUAAACAAACAUCUCCUGUAAGUUCAGAAGUGCUGUCGUCGACUAACACCGAUACCACUGAAGCAAAACGAUGA